Molecule: messenger RNA, 1327 nt
Organism: Salvelinus namaycush (lake trout)
Lineage: Eukaryota; Metazoa; Chordata; Actinopteri; Salmoniformes; Salmonidae
Product: L-serine dehydratase/L-threonine deaminase-like
Exons: 6
Coding region: 1-984 (327 amino acids)
Biological process (GO): L-serine catabolic process; L-threonine catabolic process
Molecular function (GO): pyridoxal phosphate binding; threonine deaminase activity; L-serine ammonia-lyase activity
Source: RefSeq, a predicted model, not a curated record
AUGAAGAACCCACAGGAGAGCGCUCUUCACGUGGCCACCCCAUUGAGGGAGAGCCUUGCCCUAACCAAAGUGGCAGGCACCUCUGUCUAUCUGAAGCUUGACUCAUCCCAGCCCACAGGAUCCUUCAAAAUCAGGGGCAUUGGACACCUUUGCAAGACAUGGGCCAAGCGAGGCUGCGAGAGAUUCGUCUGCUGUUCAGGAGGAAAUGCUGGUAUGGCGGCUGCCUACUCUGCCCGUAAGCUUGGUGUACCUGCCACCAUCGUCGUGCCCAGUGUCACCCCCAAACCAACAGUGGAGAGGCUGAGGGACGAGGGCGCCAAUGUGGUGAUUCAUGGCAAGGCGCUGAAUGAGAGCAUUGAAUAUGGACAACAGCUUGUGGCCAACAACCCUGGAUGGAUCUUCAUCUCUCCCUUUGAUGACCCUCUCAUCUGGGAGGGCCAUAUGUCUCUGGUGAAGGAGCUGGAGUCCGAGCUGCAGGAGAAGCCUGGUGCGAUGGUGUUGUCUGUUGGCGGUGGAGGCCUCAUGAACGGGGUUGUUGAAGGACUGCGCCGUGCCGGCUGGAACGAUGUUCCAGUCAUAGCUAUGGAAACUGUGGGGGCACACAGUCUCAAUGCUGCUAUGAAGGCUGGGAAGUUGAUUACUCUGCCUGAGAUCACAAGCAUUGCCACCACGUUGGGCCUGACAAGAGUAUCUGCACAGACCCUGAAACUUGCUGGUGAACACACAGUUUACUCCGAGCUGGUCACAGACCAGGAGGCUGUCAAAGCUGUCGAGCGCUUUGUUGACGACGAGAAGGUCCUGGUGGAGCCUGCGUGUGGUGCUGCCCUGGCAGCUGUGUACUGUGACAUCAUCCCCAGACUGCAGAAGGAGGGCAAGCUGGCGCGGGACCUGGGACCUGUGGUGAUCGUGGUGUGUGGAGGCAACAACAUCAGCAUGAAACAGCUCCAGAAACUGAAGAAGCAGCUGGGCAUGUCAUCUAGCUAGACAGACAGACAUGUUUGCGUCCUGCUUAUCCUUUCUCCAUCACUCCAUUCCUCUAUUAACCCGAUCCUUCCAGUUGCAGCUCCCCUACUCCAUUGGGUACUACCAAUAAGGGCAUUCAAACAGGUUCAUGAACUCCAUGGGGCCAAAUCAUUCCAGACAGUGUGCAGUAUAGGCCUACUCUUGAACUCCUGAAAGGGGCUGACUGACUGAAGGAUUAACUGACUAUGGAUUCAUCAAUAGCCUAAUGCUAAGGUAGAUACAUAUUGAUAGGCAUACAGAUAAUCUACUACUCUGGCAGUAGUAGUCUUUGAAUUGAAUAACCUAGAUCCACAGGCAGCUGGUG